AAGUGCUGUCUGUGAUGUUUGGCAAGCCUGGUUUAUAUCCAUCUACAAGGUUUGCGAACCCAUGUUGCCGAUUUUUUUUUCUGCUACAGAACAACUCCCUUGGUACAAUAAAAAAGACGAGUAUUUACUUUUCAUUGAAAGUGGAGAACCUGAAAAGGAACCUGGAAAGAAGCAGCUGGAAAAGGUGAGAGGAAAACCUAGAGUGUGUGUUAUCCUGCAAGCCAAUUGAGGAAAGGAUCAUACAGAUUCUUCAGUUCAGAAGAACUCCAGCAACACUUACAUGGUGACAACACCCUCUCCCAUUCUCUGUUGUUACUCCAAAUUUUAAUUACUGGUCUCAAAACUCCUGUCUUAAUCUUAGCAGACAACCUUGGCACUUACCACUGAAUGAAAAUGAAGGCUAUUAUGUGAGAAAUACUUCAUCUUUCUCCCUUUUACCUCCUACCACCCUACAAAAAAUCCUGCAUCCAUUCCCUGUCUUUAUUCUUUGCCUCUGCUCUUGGGGGAAGAAAUUCUUUCUAUCUCUGAAUUUAAUUUCAUUCCUUUCUGUUUUCUCUGUGAUAUUGCCACAUUAGUUAUUUCUUCUCUUACCUAGGUUUUUAAAACAUGUUUUCUUUGUACUUUAUCCUUCUAGAUGCCCUAUGAAUAUGCUCAAGUUUCUUUCAUGUAAAAAAAAACACAAAAGAAUUUUAACUCUGCAUCUUUCAUGGUUGCCUUCUUAUCUCUUUACUUUCCGUAUUGACUGUGACUAUGUACUCUAGGUCUCUACAUUCUCACCUUCAAUUCAGUCUUUUAACCCACUGUCACCUGGCUUGUGCCUUCACCACUUAGCUGAGAUUGCAUUAGCAAAGGUUACUAAUGACUUCUUGAUAGCUAAGUAUAAUGGACAUUUUCAGAUCUGAACUUGACUGAUCUUCUGCAUUUAAUACUGUUGUCUGUAACAAAUCUUUUCUAUUUUUAUGAAUUUUUCAAAGGUAAGGAUAAUACUUGUUUUUUGUAGAAAAUUUAAACAUUACAGAGUCAUAAGGAUUCUUAUGCUCACCUUGAAACUUUAUUCACCCUGUGUUUCUUGACUCUUUCUUUUCUGAUACUGGUCCAGCUCUUACUACUCUGGCUAAUUUCUUAAUGCAUACUUUGUAGGUUUUUCAUUCACUGCCAACCCCUUGCAUGUUGGUGUUCAGUUGGAUCCAGUCUCAAACUUUUUUCCACUUGAAAUUUCCCUGCAAAAUAAUUUAGUUUUCUCUCAUGACCCUAGCUAUCACUCAGCGACUGCCAGUUCAGUAUUUCUAACUCAGAUCACUUUCCAAAGUGCCAAAUCCCAUACAUCCUCUUUCUUACAUGGAUAAUUGUCCAUAAAUCUCAUAGGCACUUCAAACUUCAGGAGUCCAAAAUGGAAACUAGAACCUUUUCUCGAAGUCUGUGCCAUUUUCUCUAUUACCUAGUCAUUGUCAUUGCCUUUGGUCUAAUGUGUCGAGCCAGAGCCUUACCCCAGAUUUCUUUCUCUUUUUCAUCCUUUGUAUCCAAUUUGUCACUAAUUUCAAUAGAAUCUUCUCAACAUGUCUCAUAUAUUUCUCAUUCUUUUCAUUCACAGUGUUGCUGUUUGAGUUCAGACUCUUUCAUUUCUUGUCUACAUGAAUUUUUAAGUGGUCCCAUUGCCUUCUGUCUUAACCUGACUUCAAUCCGUCUGUCACUGGGCAAAUAAUUGUCCUUAAACACUCAAAUAUGACCAUAUCAUUUUUCUGCUUAAAAUAGUGUCUCCCCGUUAGCUUCACUGUAAAUCCCACAGGAGAGAUUCCAACCACCUUAGCAUACCACCCAAAGCCUUUGUUAACUGGCCUUCGCCUAUCUUUCUAGCUGAUGUCAGGACUAGGUCUCAAGGGACUGAAAUUAGAAUGGAUUAUUCUAUUGUAAGUGUCAAGUAACAGAAAGAAGCUGCAAGUUGAAUAUGAACUGAAGUAUUUAAGAGUUUUGAAUGGUCAAAUCAGAGACACAAUGAUAUUUGAGACGUGGUUAGGGUAAGAGUAAGAAUGAAAAUUACAGAAAGACCUAAAAGGGCUGCCUAUAAAUAAAGAGGAAGGAGAAUAAGAUCAAGAACACAGAAAAUAAGAUGUUGGAAACUAUCACCAAGAGUCACUGAAAUGUCUAUAGCAUUGAGCUUAUGAUGGGUAGGUAUGUUAGGUUGACUUAAAGGAUCAGAUUUAAGAUGGAGAUUGAUAGAAAAAUCUAUUAUAUGUCUGAUCGUCUUUCUCUUCUAUAUAAAAGACUUUAUUGGCUCUUGUAUCAACUAUAGGACAAAAUUCAAGAUUUUCAAAUGACCUAAGAGGGCCUCCAUAUUUAGGCUUCUUUUUAUCUCUGCAAACUUACCUCCUUCCCCCUGCCCUCUUGAUCUUUAGGUUCCAUCAACUCUAAAUACCUGCUGCUCUUUUCUCAUGUUUCCUCUGCCAAGAUUGUCCUUAAUUUCCUCAUUUUCUGGGUAAAUGCCUGUUCAUUCCUUAAGACCCUAUACAGACAUCACCAUCUCCAGGACACUCCCUCUGAAUCCUCCUUUCUCUCAGAGUUACCCAUCCAUCCAUCCAUGCAUUUAUUUAUUUGUUUAUUAUUGAGAAAAUAUUUAUUGAGUGCUUAAUAUGGAUCAGAUUCUAUGUCAGGUAAUGGGAACACCGUGGUGAAUAAGAUAGGCCACACAUGACCUUUACCCUUCUUGGUCUUACAUUUAGCAGUGGAUACACAUGUAUAACGCAAUAAUCACAAAUAAAAUAAUUACCAAUUUCAUAAAUGCUACAAAUAAAAUAAACGAUGAACUAUCAUACAGAAAAAUGAGGAUGAGGGGUAGACAGAGAGGCAAACCACUUUAGUAUAAGGUUGAGCCAUAAAAAGUUGUUGAUCUUUAAACUGUUUGUGUCCCAUAAAAUAGUUUUACAUAGUUUAACCUAAUGGUUGACUUUCUGAGGAAUUGACAUUUAAGCUGAAACCUGAAGGAUGAGGUGGAAUUGGCCAUGCUGGCUAAGCCUAUAAUUCGGCAUGUUCCAGGAACCAAAUGAAAAGAAUUGAGAAAAAAGAAUGGAGCUUGCUUGAUAUUUCACUAGAUAAAGAAUUUAAGGCGAGUAUCUAUCUUUGUUCUCCUUGGCAACUGAGAGUCUGCCCUUGGAAACAUCAGGCACCAUGGGGAAGCGGGAUAAUCGGGUAGCCUAUAUGAAUCCUAUAGCAAUGGCCAGAUGGAGAGGCCCAACUCAAUCUGUGGGCCCAACAAUCCAAGAUUAUCUAAAUCGACCAAGACCCACCUGGGAAGAAGUAAAGAAACAAUUAGAAAAUAAAAAAACAGGUUCAAAAGCAUUAGCUGAAUUUGAAGAAAAAAUGAAUGAAAAUUGGAAGAAAGAACUUGAAAAAAGCAGAGAGAAAUUAUUAAGUGGAAAUGAGAGCUCAUCUAAAAAAAGAGAAAGAAAGAAAAAGAGAAAGAAGAAAUCUUGUCGGUCUUCAUCUUCUUCAUCAAGCUCUGAUUCUUCAAGCAGUUCUUCAGAUUCUGAGGAUGAGGAAAAGAAACAAGGAAAAAGGAGAAAGAAAAAGAAGAACCGUUCAUACAAAUCAUCCCAAAGCUCUACGCAUGAAUCAGAAUCAGAGAGCAAGGAGUCUGUAAAAAAGAAAAAGAAGUCAAAGGAUGAAACAGAGAAAGAAAAGGAUGUAAGAAGCCUCAGCAAAAAAAGAAAGAAAAGUUACCCUGAUGAUAAACCUUUAUCAUCUGAGUCCUCAUCUGAAUCAGAUUAUGAAGAGGAUGUGCAAGCAAAAAAGAAGAGAAGGUGUGAAGAGCGAGAACAAGCAAAGGAAAAAGUAAAGAAGAAGAAGAAGAAACAGCACAAGAAACAUAGUAAGAAGAAGAAAAAGAAGUCUGGAUCAAGUCACAAGUCAAGGUAACAUCAAGAAAAAAAGCAAGAAUGAGUUUGCCGAGUUCCCCUGUGUUAGUAGAAUUAUUUCUGGACUUUGAGUUGCCUAUCAAAUCCCACUGUGCCAGUAAGGGGCAUAGUGGCUGCUGGCAACUUCAAUAUACAUUUUUGUUUGUUUGCUUGUCCUUCCUUCUAAUGGUUAAUUCCUCUGAGAGCUAAAAUUCUGUUGUCAUACCAGUGAAUAAAAUGUUUGAAAUUAAAGUAAAAUGUGUUAGAUAAUGAAUAACUUUGACAAAAAAAAGUGUAUCUAAGGUUAAAUGUAUCUAAUUCGAAUACAUCUUUGAAAUAUCACCAUCAAUGAAACAUAAAUGUAAUUUCCAGACAAUUGUAGUUGGUAUUUUUGAUGCAAGGACUUAAUAUUGAUGUCUCAAAUUCCUUGCUUUUGUAAAUAAGUUUAGUUCAUUUUCCUUUUUUCUUUAAUGAAUCUUUGUUUACAUGGGGAAAGAGCAUGUGGGGUGGGAAGGGCAAGUGUUUGCUAAUCACUGUGGCUAGCUGAAUAGUGUGCCUUUGACUCUUACACAUCCUAUUUUUGCCAGAGCAGCAGCCGUCCUUUUCUUACUUUAUGAAAUUCUGGGGUGUUGUAUGCUGCUUCAAGUGAACAAGAAGGACAGGAGUUUACAGCAUAAGUAAGCCCCCAUAUCUAUGAAAUUUACCUCUUCUUCAGCACUGUUUACUAUACAGUACUGAAUAAUAUUUAGUAUUACAAUAUUACAUGAUUUGAAAUAACUUUAUACCCAUUUUGUAUGGGAACCAUUCUAAACAGACCCUGAUGUUGUUUGAUUAAGAAAUAUUCUGAAAUUUUUUUUGCAUGUUUUAUACUGUUAAGUUUUAAUUAUCUGACCAUAUUCUAUAUAACUGAUGAUCCUUUUUUAAGAUAUGAUUUAUGCUUAGGAUAUAAGUUUCAAGUUUUUAGUUUCUUAGCCUUGCUAUAUUAAUUUCAUUACUGUGUUUAAUUGCACCCUUGCCAAAAUAUUUAGCAUGUGAAAAGGUUUUUUUUAAAAAAUAUGUAAUGCCUUCAUAUUGAAGCUGGUUACUGUACGCAAGUUGAGUGCCAGACCUCUAGUACGCCGUAUGUUACAUGAAACUACUGCCAAAAUCUUAGUAAGAUUGUUGUUGAAAAGAUUGUUGUCUUAAGCAUUAAUAUUGAAUUUAUAUAGAAGUUAAAUGUAGAUGAUAAUGACAUCAUUGAUCUUCCUGUGUCCGUAUUUUCCUACAAUUUGGUGCCUUGUAUCUGUUGCUGAUUCACUUUUACCACUAGUGUAAAAAUAAGUGAAAAAAUAUUUUUACUUUACAUUUUUAUAUAUCAGAGUAACAUAAAUUAUAAAUUUGUGUCUCAAAACCACCUGUGAUGGAGGAUGUGCUAAUUGUAAUGUCAUAGGUACAAAGUAUUUUGGCAUGAUGAAAAGCUCAAUAGCUAUUGUUUUUCAAUAGCAGAUUUUAUCUCGGCUACCUUCAAUCACAAGUAAAAUUAUAAAGAUAAAAAACAUCUACAUAAACAUGUUGGCUGCCAAAUUUUUUGCAUUGGAAAUACUGGAAUCUCUCAUUAAAGUUCUUGGAACAUUAUAGUGAUGCCAUGUUAGAUUACCUUGGAGCUUCAUAACUUUAGCUUUUUCCUAAAAAUAUAUGUUUAUGCUGAUAAAAACUAUUACAUUUAUGGGAUAUUUUGUAUCCAUAUAGAGUUUUUCAGAAUUGUUCAUUAAAAUGCUUUUUAUAAGCUUAUAUUAUUUGUAGAAUAUGGCAAAAGCAUUUACAGCUCAUCAUGUAUCUAUCUGCUCCUGUUCACUUCCAAACCUCUUGUAGUUAGGCAAUGCCAUUUGACUACUUCAAGCAGAGGGAUUGUAAACAGAAGUGAUUUUCUAUUUCCAUGUUGGACUGUAAAAAGUUCUGCAUGACCCUCCAGUUUUCUUUUGCCUGUCAUGGUGACCUGAAAGCAAGAUGUUCCAAAUGGCAUACUUACAAGACGGAUGCAACCUGGGUCCUUAGGUCGCUGUUUAGAAGGGACCUGACUGGAGUGCUGAUGGACUUGCAGUAAACUUUUUAAGUGUAAGAAAUAAACUGUUAUGUGUUAAA
Messenger RNA from Homo sapiens (human), 6008 nucleotides. It is a transcript of the gene FAM133A, whose product is annotated as family with sequence similarity 133 member A. The record is from RefSeq and is a predicted model, not a curated record. Bases 3163 to 3909 code for a protein of 248 amino acids. NCBI's taxonomy places the organism in Eukaryota, Metazoa, Chordata, Mammalia, Primates, Hominidae. The transcript is spliced from 5 exons.